CUCAGAUUGAUGCCUUAGUUAAUUGGGAGCAUCUGAAGCAGCAAGAAGCGGUGUUGACUUUUCUCUGCCGAGAAGCGUCGACAUUACUGUGACUUACCGAACUGCGAAACGGUGCUGCAAACAUAAAACUAAAGAGGGAGGCCCAUUAUCCCUACCAAGGGAGGAUCCAGUUUUUCUUAUUGAUGGAACUGGACAUUAGACAUACCGGGACAGACCCUGGUGGGCUCCCUCAUCGGUGGGCUUGUGUGCCGUCAAAAAUAAUGGUGGCAGGAGUAGAGGAUGAGCUACGAGAGGUCGAGGAAUGCGAGGGAGAAGGAGAGCAGCUGAAGCGGCAUCAUCAAUAGCUGAGCUUGAGGAAAGAGUGGAGGAAUGUCACCAAGAGUGGAUGACUGCAACACAGAGCUCUUCAGCAUCUCUACCUUUGCUUGUUUCCCGGCUUCGGGAGUCACAGAGCGAGGCCUGGCAUGGGUGACCGCGUGCAGUGUUUCAGGUCGUAACGAUGAUGUCAAGUGUUUCUGCUGCGAUGGAGGCCUGCGAUGCUGGGAGUCUGGAGAUGAUCCGUGGGUGGAACAUGCUAAAUGGUUUCCUCGGUGUGAAUAUUUGCUCCAGGAGAAGGGACAAGAGUUUGUUCACCAGAUCCAGGCUCGUUUUCCUCGGCUGUUUGAGCAGUGAUUCUUUUCAGUCCAGAAGAGGAGCGAUCUCAGGACGCCGUCACGAUGAACACCCUUGUGAUCAAGUCCGCCUUGGAGAUGGACUUUGAGAAGAGUCUAGUCCAGAGCAAGAUCCUGACCAGUGGAGACCACAAAGUUGCUUCCGUUUGCCCAAGUGUUGAGAGAUUUAUCCUGGAGAUUUCUGCUGUCUGUCUUAUGCAGUGGAAGUGAAUGAAAUUUUAUUUGUGGCUUUCGUGACACUAGUGCAGUGCCCAUUCAAAAUGUGCCUGUUGGGAGGGGCUAAUUGCUAGGAAUCCUUUCUGGGCUGCAAUGUGUAUGGGGUCAGUAGGUCUCCUUUGUUACUGCUGGAGUUGGCUGCUCCGCCUCGCUUGGAUAGUGUCUGGUGAUGGCUUAGAAAGUGCUGUCGCUGAUGAGUUUAAUCUUUCUUAAAACCCCCUCGCAUGUGUGCACGUCAAGUAAGAUAUAGAAAAGUGUUGUUUGAAGCAUUGCAGUCGACAUUGCACGUCCUUGGGUCCUCAGCAGUACACCUGUGAAGAUUGAAGUUUAUCGGAUGAGCUGUUGUCAAGAAAAUCAAAAGACAGACAGAUUCCUCCAUUUACAGUUCCUAAUAAUAAUUUCUAAUAAUUUCCUUUUUCACAUUGUAAAAAAUCAUCAAUUCAUUCAUUGGAAUCAUAGUUUUUUUCUCCCACAGAAAGACAGACAGAAAACCUGUAACAGUUUCAGCAACAUUGCAUUCAGUUUUAGCUCCUUAACCAAUAACUAGACUAUAACUUACAAAUCAUCUACACGUGAUACUUAUGCUGACCAUUUUUGGAUGCAUGCAGCACAGAUUCAGAUUUUCAGGUGCAUUCUUCUUACCAGUACAGGCAUCCCUUGUUUUUCCAUAAUUUCCUAAAUUAAUUACCAGACUCUUGAAUAUUGCUUGAGUAAUGUAAUCACCUACUGUGAUCAUCAAGUCUGCAUUAUUCUUUCAGUCAUGCACUAUCGUGGUGUGGUAAUGCAAUUUAAAUGCAGAUUGAUUUGCAGCAUCUGCACUGCAUUACCAAUCAGUGAUAUAAUGUAAGACUGACAGAAAACAGUGCACUUUUGAUGCUCACUGGGAUGAAUUCUUUCUUACUUUGAGAACGCACACAAAGCGAGGUGCAGACAUAUAAUCAAUUCAUGUGACUGAUAAGUCACCAUAGAUACCAUGUAUACAAAAACCUCAUUAUCAUCACCCUCUUCUUUAAAAAAAAAAAAAAUCUGUCCUUGGCUCAAGUUUUCACUCUUACAGAGCUGUUUCGAAAGUGGGAAUGAGGAAAAUACUGUGCCUUGAAAAUGGGCUUCAGAGCCAUUUGGAGAGUCAGAGCAUAAGUCAAGGACCCUGUUGUGCCUCCUCAGAAAAGCAACAUAUUAAUUUUGGAUGCUGUGUUCUUGGUAUAUGUUGUUCUAACUACAAGUGCUAUCUGGGGCUGUGAUACUGGAGGCGGUCGUCAAUAUGGGGAGCUCUGACCUUAAAAGCAAAGUUACCUUAUUAUAAUCUUUUCUAAAUUACCAUGAGCUCAUACACAUAAUGCAACACACUACCUGGCCUAUUAUUUAUCUUAGCAUGCAUGACACUUGCUAUGUAUAUUAAAUAUAAUGAUGCUUAUUAUCCUAUUUACAGAGAGCUUGGAGGCAGUCAGACUUGUUUUGUACCUUUUUAUGCAUGUGCUUUAUAUAAAUAUAUUUCUUCUUACUCUCACUGUAAUCAUUUUAGAGGAGUUUCUGUUAAAUAAACUUAAAUACACCUGA
This is a messenger RNA of Xiphias gladius (swordfish), 2444 nucleotides long. Its product is annotated as putative inhibitor of apoptosis. The transcript has 7 exons. Bases 370 to 672 code for a protein of 100 amino acids. Gene Ontology annotation, molecular function: cysteine-type endopeptidase inhibitor activity involved in apoptotic process; ubiquitin protein ligase activity. Gene Ontology annotation, biological process: negative regulation of apoptotic process; negative regulation of necroptotic process; positive regulation of protein ubiquitination. Gene Ontology annotation, cellular component: nucleus; cytoplasm. The record is from RefSeq and is a predicted model, not a curated record. Lineage: Eukaryota; Metazoa; Chordata; Actinopteri; Istiophoriformes; Xiphiidae.